CGUGGCCUCGGGGGAGAGGGGGCGUGGCCUGCUGCAGGAAGAACGCGGGCUCUGGCAAGCGGAGCACCCUCGCGGGGCACGCCGGGAGUUGUAGUCCGGCCCGCGCGGGGCACGCCGGGAGUUGUAGUCCGGAGCGGGAGCGAUGGCGGCAACCGAGCUGCUGUCGGACGAGGGGUACCGGGCGGACGGGCGCCGGCCCGCCGAGAUCCGCAAGGUCCGAGCCCGCAUGGGCGUGUUCGAGCAGGCCGACGGCUCGGCCUACAUCGAGCAGGGCAACACCAAGGCGCUGGCCGUGGUCUACGGGCCACACGAGAUGCGGGGGUCCCGCGGGAAGGCGCUGCCGGAGCGGGCGCUGGUGAACUGCCAGUUCAGCAUGGCCACGUUCAGCACCGGCGAGCGGCGGCGGCGCCCGCACGGCGACCGGCAGGCGGGGGAGCUGGCGCUGCUGCUGCGCGACACCUUCGAGGCCGCCAUCCUCACGCACCUCUUCCCCCGCUCCCAGAUCGACAUCUACGUGCAGAUCCUGCAGGCGGACGGCGGCACGUUCUGCGCGGGGGUGAACGCGGCCACGCUGGCCGUGAUGGACGCCGGCAUCCCCAUGCGCGACUACGUGUGCGCCAGCACGGCGGGGCUGGCGGAGGACGCGGCGCUGGCCGACCUGAGCGUGCCCGAGGAGGCGGCGGGGGGGCCGGUGCUGGCGCUGGCGCUGCUGCCGGCGGGGGGGCAGCUGGCGCAGCUGCAGCUCAGCGCCCGGCUGCACCAGGAGCGGCUGCCGCGGGUGCUGGAGGCGGCGGGGGCCGCGUGCCGCGCGCUGCACGCCGUGCUGGACCGCGUGGUGCGGCAGCGGCUGCGGGAGGUGGCCGCGCUGCUGGGGGACUGAGGGGACGCGGUGAUUUGGCAAUAAAGAGCUGUGGGGCAAGCCGUGCGCCGCCGUGUGUGCCGUA
This is a messenger RNA of Columba livia (rock pigeon), 944 nucleotides long. RefSeq names its product exosome component 4 (gene EXOSC4). Lineage: Eukaryota; Metazoa; Chordata; Aves; Columbiformes; Columbidae. The transcript has 3 exons. The record is from RefSeq and is a predicted model, not a curated record. Gene Ontology annotation, cellular component: nuclear exosome (RNase complex); nucleolus; cytoplasmic exosome (RNase complex). Gene Ontology annotation, biological process: U4 snRNA 3'-end processing; poly(A)-dependent snoRNA 3'-end processing; nuclear mRNA surveillance. Bases 143 to 880 code for a protein of 245 amino acids.